This is a messenger RNA of Nicotiana tabacum (common tobacco), 1546 nucleotides long. The record is from RefSeq and is a predicted model, not a curated record. NCBI's taxonomy places the organism in Eukaryota, Viridiplantae, Streptophyta, Magnoliopsida, Solanales, Solanaceae.
AUGGCUCAGAUGAGUUACGGACGAGCCACAGAGCAAUUGGAACCUGCUGCCCAGUGCUGGUUCUGGUGUGUCGCACCUGCGACAUUUUGUGCGCAGGUGCAUGGUCGCUCCUGCGGAAUUCCAGUUGCUUCUGCGACAAUAGACAGCCCUGCCGAGCUCCACUUCUUCGGAGAAAUGAGCGCAGGUGCGACAUUUCUGGGCACAGAUGCGGCCACUGGACAAGCUGCCCCGUUCUUUUGCUUGGAUGGGUCUCCACCAGCAUUCUAUUACGACAAGGGACAUGGAGAAGGAGCUAAUAAUUGGAUUAUCUACUUUAGGGGAGGAGAAUGGUGCUAUAACGUGAUAGAUUGCCUCAAUCGCACAAAGACAGAAAAAGGUUCCUCAAAACUUGCUCCAAAGCAAAGAUCAUUUUAUGGAAUACUUAGCAACAACAAAACACUGAAUCCAGAUUUCUACAAUUGGAAUAGAGUAAUGGUUAUAUAUUGCGAUGGAGCAUCGUUCACAGGAGACGUUGAAAUAGUUGAUCCGGUCACUAACCUUCAUUUUAGAGGAGCAAGGAUUUUCCAUGCAUUGAUCGAACAUUUCUUGGCGAAAGGGAUGAAGGAUGCAAAAAAUGCCAUUCUCGCAGGUGGUUCAGCUGGAGGACUGCCUGCUUUACUACACUGUGAUCGUUUUCGAGCUCUUCUUCCUAACUCAGCUAGAGUAAAGUGUCUUGCUGAUGGUAGUUAUUUUCUCCACAAGAAAAACAUGAAGGAAAUACCAUUCAUGGAUAUUGUCAAUGAAGGACUAAUUACCUUACAUCAUUCAGCCAAGAUGUUGCCAUCAUCCUGCAUUUCAAAAAUGAGACCAUCUUUGUGCCUUUUUCCACAAUAUUUUCAACAAGAAAUCCAGACACCAUUUUUCAUAGUCAACUCAAUGUUUGACACAUUUCAGAUAAACAAGACUUUUCUUGGUUAUUAUGAAGACCUUAAUAACAAUACGUGCUCAGCUACUCUUGUUAAGACUUUACAAGAUUUUAAACAGGAAUUCUUAAGUGCAUUACCGAAACAAAGUGAUUGUUCUUCAUCAAGAGGAAUGUUUAUUGACUCUUGCUUGAUUCAUUCCCAAAUAUUAAGUGGUGUUGGUUGGAAUGGCUUCACGGUACAUAAUAAGACAAUUGCAGAGGCAUUUAGCGAUUGGUACUUCGACCGAAGUUCUGUCCAAUUGAUAGACACACCAGACUUGCCACUGAAUUGUUACAAAUUCCCCUCUAUUACAAGCUUUUGCACCUAAAAUGUCCAGAAAGGUGUUUAAGAUUCCAGGUUACUGAAACGAACACAAGGCUUCAGCAAGUCACCCAAUGUAGGACGAGCUACUCUACAGUAUUCUUAAAAGCGCCUACUUUUCUUUUUUAUUUGAGCUUUCGAUUUGAGCCGAUCUUAUUCAAUAAAGGUGAUUUUUUCAGUUGAGUAGAAAAGUGAUAUUCUUCUAAAUUUUAACAAAAUCUCAAAUGUAUUAUUGUAAGUAGCAAUUGAUUUGUGCAUUUAACUUUCUCUACUUCUUUUUA